Metschnikowia bicuspidata var. bicuspidata NRRL YB-4993 is the source of this 882-nucleotide messenger RNA. It is a transcript of the gene COQ5, whose product is annotated as 2-hexaprenyl-6-methoxy-1,4-benzoquinone methyltransferase. Gene Ontology annotation, biological process: ubiquinone biosynthetic process. Gene Ontology annotation, molecular function: methyltransferase activity. Bases 1 to 882 code for a protein of 293 amino acids. The record is from RefSeq and is a predicted model, not a curated record. The transcript has a single exon. NCBI's taxonomy places the organism in Eukaryota, Fungi, Ascomycota, Pichiomycetes, Serinales, Metschnikowiaceae.
AUGCUUGCCAGAACAUACGCCAAACCCACGGGCAGCCCUCAAACAGCAGGUGAAGCCAGCGCCACCGAGCCGGCCAAGAAAAACACGGAUCUUGCCACCACGCACUUCGGGUUCCGGACCGUGAACAAGGAGGACAAGGAGAAAAUGGUGCGCGGCGUUUUCUCGUCCGUGGCGUCCAAAUACGACGUGAUGAAUGAUGCCAUGUCCUUCGGUGUGCACAGACUUUGGAAGCACCACUUCAUCAACAGAUUGGAUGCCGGCAUGCGGGCCAGCUCCUCGAAGCCCUUGGACUUUCUCGACGUUGCCGGCGGUACCGGGGAUAUCGCGUUUGGUCUCUUGGAGCACGCCGAGCAGAAGUUUGGCGACACCAAAUCUACCAUGACUGUGGCCGACAUCAACCCCGACAUGUUGGCCGAGGGCCGGGUGCGGUACGAGAAGUCGAAAUGGAACGACGGCUCCAACAGAGUCAGCUUCCUCGAGCAGAACGGUGAAACCAUGGAAUCGAUUCCCGACGAGUCCAAGGACGUGUAUACGAUUGCUUUUGGUAUCCGUAACUUCACCAACAUCCAAGCCGGCUUGAACACUGCCUACCGUGUGUUGAAGCCCGGCGGAAUCUUUGCGUGCCUCGAGUUCUCCCACGUGGAAAACCCCGUGGUCGACUAUGUUUACCAGGCCUAUUCUUUUGGUGCAUUGCCGUUGAUGGGCCAGUUGAUUGCUGACGACAGAGACUCGUACCAGUACUUGGUCGAGAGUAUCCAGAGAUUCCCCAAGCAGGAGGCGUUCCGCGGCAUGAUCGAAAAGGCUGGUUUCUACGUGCCCGAGCAGGGCUACGAGAACUUGACUUUUGGCGUGGCCAGUAUCCAUAUUGGUGUCAAGCUUUAG